AAUUGGAAGGAGGGAACUGUGAGAACUUGCGGAUUCGAAAAGUUCGAAGAGAAAUCGGCUCCGAUUCAGUCUUGCGCCGAGAAAAGAGAGCCCAUCGCGUCUCACGAGCGGACCGGGGCUAUGGCUGCGGCCGCUGCAGCCGCGACCGGGCUGCUGCUCGCGGUGCCAGCGGGAGUGGGCAGCUCCAUCGUCGUCCGAGCUUCUGGUUGUGGACGCUGCAGCUGGAAACAAUGUUGGCCUUCGCUCAGGUGGAGCUCGGCGUCGACAGGUCCUUCGCGGUUUCGGUCUGGCGCCGUCGCGGUGCAGGUGCAGAGUCGCUAUGGAGGCCGAGACCUCGCCGCUCGAGAUCGGGAGAUAGAGUUCGGUAAGUUUAAAGGCAGUCUGCUGGGAACAAUGUCGUCCAAGUACUUGAAGUGGAUGGUCAAGAAUCUGAGGGGCGGGCCGAUGUCUGAGUGGGUGGCUUACGCGGAAGAGGUGCUCGAGGACCCUUAUUACAAGGACAGGUUGGAGUGGGAGAAAGUGGAGAAGCUCAUGACCAUGGCACACGAUUUGGACAAAAUCACAGGAAACAGGGACGUUCUUGCGCCUGCGAAAGUGUUCGGGUGGAACCUCGAGGAUGACAGUGGAUGGAGAAAGGUCAAUUUUGCUCUGCUCGGGACCACUCGCGGUGGCCGAAUUCCGCGAGUCAAAGAGCCUGCGGCGGGUGCAGCGAGCCCGGUCGGGAAGAAGAGAGUGAGGCGACAGAAUGUUUCCAUCAGGACUCAACCGGCUGCUUUGUCCACUCCGGAGUCUGCGUCACAGGGAAGCUUGAGGGAUGAAUUAGCGAGGAGAAGAGAGUUGAGACGAGACAGGCUUAUGGCGAACAGAGGUGUUAAGUCGGCCGACAUUGAAGAGGAAGCGAAACGGAUCAUGAAUCCGUUCCCAGGGCGUGACAGUAUCGUCAGUAAAGUGAGGAGCUACGAUAUUUCGGAUUAGUUGAGAAUGUCAGGUCUUAGAAAUGUAGGAUGUGAUUGGACUAUACUGAUUGAAUGGCGAUUGUUGAGAAACGUUUUGCGUCACAUGAUGCAAAUUUUCGUCAUAUUUUUUUUGCCCUCUGCCUUAUCUGGAGGUCGAAGACACAAGAAGAGAGCAGCUGGGCAGGUAGUUAUGUAUAGAUUUUAGAAAAAAAGCACACGCACAGUGUGCAGUUGAGGUGAUUUGACACUUGCAAGUCACCAUCCAGAGCAAAAAUGUUACAAUGCGUCGGACGAAGCUAUCAAUUGGAAACCGGAAAUUUGCUGUUCGAAGCUCG
Marchantia polymorpha subsp. ruderalis is the source of this 1291-nucleotide messenger RNA. Lineage: Eukaryota; Viridiplantae; Streptophyta; Marchantiopsida; Marchantiales; Marchantiaceae. The record is from the annotation of a GenBank genome assembly.